Arabidopsis thaliana (thale cress) is the source of this 979-nucleotide messenger RNA. It is a transcript of the gene LTP5, whose product is annotated as lipid transfer protein 5. Gene Ontology annotation, biological process: lipid transport. The coding region runs from base 300 to 656 and encodes 118 amino acids. NCBI's taxonomy places the organism in Eukaryota, Viridiplantae, Streptophyta, Magnoliopsida, Brassicales, Brassicaceae. Gene Ontology annotation, molecular function: lipid binding. The transcript has 2 exons. The record is from RefSeq and is marked reviewed.
AGAAAAAAAAAAAAAAAAAGGAUGUGUAUACAAGAGUGAAUUACAUUUUUAUAUAGUAUAUAGUAUAGAUCUGACAAAACGGAGAGUACGUAGUAAUUAAAACUACAAAAGCGAAAGAUAAGAGAAGAGAAAGCAAUGCAAUAAAUGAAACCAACCACCAACUAACCUCACACCUUCUACUUUCAUGCAUUUGCACUCAUAAGCUCUCUCUAUAUAAACCCAACCUUCAUUACCAUUCUUCAUUAUCCAAUCCAAUCCAUUACUUACUAAGUAAAAAGAGAAAAAAAAAAAAUUAAGAUAUGGAGGGACUCUUGAAGUUGUCAACUUUGGUGAUUGUGUGCAUGUUAGUGACCGCUCCAAUGGCGUCCGAGGCAGCAAUCUCGUGCGGCGCAGUCACCGGCAGCUUAGGUCAAUGCUAUAACUACUUGACCCGAGGCGGUUUCAUUCCUAGAGGGUGUUGCUCUGGCGUUCAGAGGCUCAACAGCUUGGCUCGUACCACCCGUGACCGCCAACAAGCUUGUCGUUGUAUCCAGGGAGCAGCGAGAGCCUUGGGUUCUCGACUUAACGCUGGUCGUGCUGCUCGUCUCCCUGGUGCUUGCCGUGUUAGGAUCUCUUACCCCAUCAGUGCCAGAACCAACUGUAACACCGUCAGGUGAUCAAAAGAAGAUAGACGUUGAAGGGUUUUCAUAUAAUCGAUGAGAGAGUAUUAAAAAUAAUUAAGAUGUCACACUAUAUACACACUAGUGUAUCCUUUUACUGUUAUUAUUGUUGUGUUUCUAGAUUUUGUGUUUUCAUGUCUUUCUUUGUAUAUGACGGUCCAUUUAAUUGGUCGUCUGUGUUAUGUACUCCUCUAAUGAUAUAUUGAAUUUACGAUUAUGUAUUAUCUUCAAACUCUUGCCAUUAACUUUGGUCACGUUCUGCUUUUGGAUGCAUCCUAUUCCUUCUUCUUCUCCACAGUCCGUACACAAUUCUCUUAACA